UUUUAGUGACUUUCGCCCGCGCGUACAAUAUCACCAAAUUUUUCCCUAGAUGUAACUAGGGUCUGGCCUGUUUCGCUGACGGUUAUUGGCCGAUGCGUUUUGACGUCCGACUCUAACCAUCGAAAAUGUCUGCCGAUACACCUGCGGAUAUUUUAUCGCAGCCAAGGAACGGUCUGACGUCGAAAUGGGACAUGCUGUUUGAGAAAAACCCCAAAGAAUGGAUGGCGUUCAAGCCGGCGUUGGGUCUUCAAGUGUACCCCUGUUACUCUUGCCGUCACAUGUUCCACUCGAAGAAGUCGUUUCAGUAUCAUAUGAAUCGGCGGGCCGUCGUCCUCCGUUACAAAUGUCCCGGCUGCUCGGGUCAAGACCUAACCUUCUACAAUCGAUGCGCCCUGCUCGUGCACACGAGGAAACAUUACAACUUGCACGAGGGCUCGCUAGAUUUGAACAAUUUAGAGGUGGAGAUGUUGCCUUUAGGUCUGGCCGGGUUUACGAAGUGCUCCGACAUCCCCUAUCUGUUUGACGUGGAUGAAGAAUAUAUAACUAAUGGACAGUUCUUGAAUUCGUUGUUUUACGCCCCCGCGGACGGUGACCGCGGCAAAAGCGUCGUCGGGCUGACGCCCACCAAUCUGGUAAUCAACAAGACGGGCCCCGACGGCGAGGUUCAAGCUUUGUCUUUGUUGCAAGUGGCGAGAAACAUCCCCAAAUGCGAAUUCGUCACCGUCGACCACCUGAACAGGUUAAGGAGGCAUGUGGUCGUGUCCGACGAGGAGGUCGAGGUGAAAACGGAAGACGAGGAACUGGAACACGAGUUCAAUUCAAAUAUGAUUCUGCCCGUGAUCACGAAAAUUGAGACCGUGGAAGAAUCGGCGUCCGAUUCGCCGGAAACAGCCCUGUACAAAUGCCCCGAGUGUUUUCGAGAGCAGAACGAGCCGCUUCUCGACCAUUUUCUCGGAGAAAAUCGACCGAUGGACGAGAAAUUAAAGUGCGAGGUGUGUCGGCUGAUUUGCACCUCGCCGUGCUCUUAUUCGGCCCAUUUGAGGAUCCACGAUCAGAUCCCACCCUAUGUGUGCCCCGACUGCGGCCAAGAGUUCCCGGAAUUUAAUACGCUGCAUGACCACAUGGACGACACCUGUUUUCAUCUGUCCAAGAGCCUCAGGUACCGCUGCCCGGGUAGAAAAUGCGGCAAGCUGUUCGCUACGAUGCAAACGUACUCCCAACACUUCAACACGCACAUGAAGAACCUGUUCCAGUGCGGCGGUUGCCACGCCCUAUCGACUAGCGCGGCCGAAGCGCAAGAACACGGAAGAACCCACUCGGAAGCCUACGAGGUGUUACCGUGCUACGACUGCUCGAUCUGCGACCUCGGUUCCCACCUAAACCGUGCCGGUUGUCGGAAACACAUCGAGUGGCACAUGAACGACCUCUCCAAAGUGAUGUACAUCUACCUCUGCAAGUACUGCAAGAAGUACUUCCGAUCGACGCAGACCUACGGCACCCACCUCAUCCAAUGUGCGAUCGAGCACAAGGGCGUGCCCAAAAAGACCCGCAUGGGUCACAGUUUCAUGUACUCCAAGUAUUUAUCGGGCGAAUGCAAGAGGUGCCAGAAGCGGAUCAUCUACGCGGCAAACGCGCCGACGAGGUACUGCGGGAGGUGCCUCGCAUUGUUGAGGAAAGGCAACGAGGAGCAGAAGGUGGUGGAAAAGUGUAUAUGCAUCCUGUGCAAGAUGCAUAUGCCAAUAGCCGAUAGGAAAUCCCAUCAGAAGGUGUGCAAAUACGGACGUCCCGAGGUAUUGGUAGAGAGAUUGGAUUUUUCCAAUCUCGACAGCGACGACUCCGCGACGACGACGACGACGACGACGGCGACCCCGGAUACGGCGACGACGACGUCGUCGCCGACCAAGACGAAACGUCGCAAAAUCAGCAAACCGAAAAAACCUGAAGUGGUUUGCGAUUUGACGGCGGAGAAACCCAUAGAGUUUAACGGCAUCUAUCAGUGCAGAUUAUGUUACGUGAAAGACAAGGACAGGGAGAGGUUCCACGCCCACGUCAAGGGCCACCGGCAAGAAUCGACCGCCUAUCAGUGCAUGGAGUGCGGGGAGUGUUUCGUCGUUAGACCUUCGCUGAUUAUACACCUGCUGCACUAUCAUAAUAUAUCCGAGUACGAGCAGUAUUUCGACGAGAACGAUUGUUUCGACAAAAGCGCGGUUAACGAGUUGGCGAAAAAUGUAAAAAUGCCCCAUUAUAUGAAGGGCGAGGUCAACGAGAAUCAGUGCAGGGUGUGCAGGGAUCAGUUCCGGACCAAGGACGAGCACGACAAGCACUUCAGGGUACACGGGAUGGCGUUCUUAUUGAAAAAUUCCGCAGUCGAUUAGCGGCUUUAGUUUUAGUGUAAUACGUUUUUUAUAAUAAAAUA
Molecule: messenger RNA, 2416 nt
Organism: Cylas formicarius (sweet potato weevil)
Lineage: Eukaryota; Metazoa; Arthropoda; Insecta; Coleoptera; Brentidae
Product: zinc finger protein 687a-like
Exons: 3
Coding region: 126-2375 (749 amino acids)
Source: RefSeq, a predicted model, not a curated record